AAAGCAAAAGAGAGAAAAAAUUCAAUUCAAAAUUCUCAAUUUAUUCUCUGUGUGAAAUCAUCUUGAUGAUGAUUUAUCAAGUCACUGCCGAAGAAGCCGAAGUCAUUUCCUACUUUCUGUUCGGCGGCAUAUAUGCGAAAGUCAACAAGCCUCACUCGUUCCGCGGCACUCAAAUUCAAUCUCAGGCCUUGGCCGAACAAGCCAAAGCCAACGCCUACGCGGCCUUCUCCACCGGCGACUUCUCCACCGCCGUCCGCCACUUCUCGACGGCGAUGUCAAUUGGUCCCUCCAACUACCUCCUCUACUCAAACCGCUCCGCCGCCUACACUCGCCUCCACAAGUACUCUGAAGCCUUGGCCAACGCCGAGAAAGCAGUCAAGCUCAAGCCUGAUUGGUCCAGAGGCUAUUGCCAACUCGGCGCGGCCCACCUUGGCUUGGGCCAGAUCGAUGAAGCCGUAACCGCCUAUAAGAAAGGACUUGAGUUUGACCCCUGUGAUGAGGGGCUCAAAGCCGGGUUAGUGAAUUGUGAGAGAAGUUCUGGUAAGAAAAAGAAAUGUGAUUCAAAUGAUGGGUACAAGUGGCGUAAAUAUGGGCAGAAGCCUGUUAAGGGCAGUAACUAUCCAAAAAGCUACUACAAAUGUACAUAUCCGAAUUGUCCUGUUAAAAAAAAGGUUGAGCGUUCACCUGCAGGACACAUAACUGAAAUUGUCUAUAGAGGCACUCAUAAUCAUCCAAAACCUCAACAACAACUCGCUAUUAAGCUUGCAAAAGAAAGUAGUAGUGACAGUGAGGAUGAAGGAUCACAAUGCGUUGUUGAGUUAACUGGACCAAGCGACAGUGAGAACGAAAGUGAUGAAGCAGAAACCAGAGAAGAAGAGAGGGUUGGUGAUGGUGAUGAGCCAAAUCUAAAGAAAAGGCAUGUUCCCAACCUAUUAUUGUACUUUGUACAUAUUCAUCUUUUUAUUUUUUAUUUUUUUUGUUGUGAUUUUUGGAAAUAAAAAAAAAAAAAAAAAUUACCUUGGAGUGUAGGAUGACAUAUGCUGUAACGGAACCAAAAAU
This is a messenger RNA of Quercus robur (English oak), 1059 nucleotides long. RefSeq names its product hsp70-Hsp90 organizing protein 2-like. The transcript has a single exon. The coding region runs from base 66 to 998 and encodes 310 amino acids. Gene Ontology annotation, biological process: regulation of DNA-templated transcription. Gene Ontology annotation, molecular function: DNA-binding transcription factor activity; Hsp90 protein binding; sequence-specific DNA binding. The record is from RefSeq and is a predicted model, not a curated record. Lineage: Eukaryota; Viridiplantae; Streptophyta; Magnoliopsida; Fagales; Fagaceae.